AUGGCCACUCGCUUACCUCCCCUCUCCGAUGUGGCGCCCUCGUCGGCUCUCGAACUCCCGUCUUCACUGCCUGCGAUUCAACGCCCCUCGAUCACCAAUGCGACAACCCCGAAUGACUCAGGGCCCGUGAAGCUCGAAGACUCUCCCACGCCCGUUACGGUAGCAUCCACGUCAGUCGAUGCGCUCUGCUCGGAUCCUGCUGUCAAUAAUUCCAAUAACACGCCCAGCCCGGCGGCAAAUGCUGCCGCGGGCCGAAAACGCAAACUGAACAGUACUUCUGCACGCGGUGUCGCCAAUCUCACGCCCGAUCAGCUUGCGAAGAAACGGGCCAACGAUCGCCAAGCUCAACGGGCAAUCAGGGAGAGAACAAAAACGCAUAUUGACACUCUGGAGCAACGGGUCCGCGAGCUCUCUUCGCAAAAGCCUUUCCUGGAUCUUCAGGCUGCACUAAAGCAGAAUGAAGCUAUUCUGGCUGAGAAUAGGGAGCUUCGCCAGGGAUUGAGAGCAAUAGUGGAUACCAUUCAGCCACUGCUAGGGAAGCAGGAUUCAUACAUGCCUCCGGUAAUAGCUCCUGCCACAGCUAGGUCGGCAGCUCCUCUUAUACCCUCCGCAUCGCCUUCUCUGGAUAACCAUGCUAUGCCACCCGAUCCACACAGGUCCGCGACGGUCGAUCGCUCUUAUACCGAGUCCAUCGCAAGCGUGGGGACACCGUCGUCGACUCACUCAGCGCCGACAUUAGGUUCCCGGCGCGACAGUGCAACCGGCAAUAGUACGUCUUUGCGGCUUGCAUUCGAUUACCAACGUCACAAUUUGCUUCACGGUCUGGAUUUUGGGGGUGAUGAAAGGAUGGGCUUCAACUUUUUACUUGAUCCCUCACAGCAGGUGCCCAAGAUGGAAGGCUUUCGUCGUUCAUCAGAAACUGUUAGGUCACAGUCGAGUAUCCCCGCUCUUCCACCGGUUGGCACCAUGCCGGACCAACCACUGCCGGCCUACAUGACUCCGAUCAGGAAUAUUGCACCCACCUGUACUUUGGAUGCAAUACUGCUCGACUUUCUUCACAACCGACAACGGGAGGCUGCGAAAGGAGUGCCGAAGCAGAAGCUUGUUGGGCCGGCAUAUCCAAGUGUCUCCUCCUUGCUCAACCCAGACAAGAGCGUCUACUCCCAUCCACUCUCUAAAGUCUUUACAGACAUUCUGCGCACAUUCCCUGAUAUCUCCUCACUUCCCGAACAGCUUGGUGUACUGUAUUCCAUGUUUCUCCUCAUGCGCUGGCAAAUAUAUCCGACGGCCGAGAAUUACCACCGGUUGCCGGACUGGCUAACGCCUCGUCCAUCACAGCUGCUGACACCGCAUCCCGCUUGGAUUGAUUAUCUUCCUUGGCCACGAAUGCGAGACCGGCUUGUCAUGUCGUAUCAUGAGUAUCCUUUCGAUAAUUGGUUCAUCCCUUUCACCGGCACACUUUCCAUCAAUUGGCCUUAUGAACCGACGGACUGUCUUCUUUCGACUGGCGAAACUGACGAGCUGAUUAUCAACCCCGUAUUCGAGAGGCACUUUGCGGAUAUCAAUAAUUGGACACUCGGACCAGCUUUCGCGGAGGAAUUUCCGCUGUUGGUUGAAACCACUAAGAUCAAGCCCGCCUCAUGA
Messenger RNA from Aspergillus mulundensis, 1644 nucleotides. Its product is annotated as bZIP transcription factor. The transcript has 2 exons. Bases 1 to 1644 code for a protein of 547 amino acids. Gene Ontology annotation, biological process: regulation of DNA-templated transcription. NCBI's taxonomy places the organism in Eukaryota, Fungi, Ascomycota, Eurotiomycetes, Eurotiales, Aspergillaceae. Gene Ontology annotation, molecular function: DNA-binding transcription factor activity. The record is from RefSeq and is a predicted model, not a curated record.